Molecule: messenger RNA, 357 nt
Organism: Arxiozyma heterogenica
Lineage: Eukaryota; Fungi; Ascomycota; Saccharomycetes; Saccharomycetales; Saccharomycetaceae
Gene: ATG8
Product: ubiquitin-like protein ATG8
Exons: 1
Coding region: 1-357 (118 amino acids)
Biological process (GO): cellular response to nitrogen starvation; macroautophagy
Cellular component (GO): fungal-type vacuole membrane; autophagosome; cytosol
Molecular function (GO): phosphatidylethanolamine binding
Source: RefSeq, a predicted model, not a curated record
AUGAAAUCAUCCUUCAAAUCAGAAUUUCCCUUUGAAAAAAGAAAAGCUGAAUCAGAGAGAAUAUCAGAUAAGUUUAAGAAUAGAAUCCCAGUUAUCUGUGAACGUGCAGAGAAAUCUGAUAUACCUGAAAUUGACAAAAGGAAAUAUUUAGUACCAGCAGACUUAACUGUUGGGCAAUUUGUUUAUGUCAUAAGAAAAAGAAUUAUGCUACCACCAGAAAAAGCUAUAUUUAUUUUUGUUAAUGACACUUUGCCACCUACCGCAGCUUUAAUGUCUGCCAUCUAUCAAGAGUAUAAGGAUUCUGAUGGGUUUCUAUAUGUAACUUAUUCAGGAGAAAAUACUUUUGGGUAUAAAUAA